AUGAGCGUGUGCGUUACGCGGCGCGCCGCCAGCGGGGUAGGAUGUGGAGCCGCGCGCGCGCUCUGUCCGCUCGGGGUCCGCGUUGUGUCGGCGCGCGCGCGCGCGUACGUUUGUGUGUGUCCGCGCACUUCUCGAUUAGCGCGACCCGACGUGCGUGACGUCACAGCGCGACGACGUUACAUCGCCGCUCUCCGGCGGAUUGUCACUCGCGGCGAGAUCGGCGAUCGGCGAUCGCCGCGCGACGCGAAAGCGGGGGCCCUCGCCGCGCGCGGCCAACGAAACGGAGCGAAACGGGCGUGGACGAAACUCGCGCGCGGAGGAGAGACACACGGAGGCCUCCUCUCUCGGACGGCGACGGCGAGCGGCGCCGCGCGCGAGUGCGACAAGGAGGGAGGCAGAGCCCGCGCGCGCGCGCGCGCGGGGGCUCCGAUACGCGGGGCGGCCUGUUUAUCCGCCGACGGCCGAGAUCUCGUCCGCCGACGCGACGUCCCGGCGCACCGCGCGCGGGACAGCCCGGGUGUCGUGCCGCGCGCGCGAGACACGCGCGAGGACCUCGGAGAAACCGCGACACGGGACACGGGGGCGCGAGCGAGCGACGCCACACGCUUGCUUGACGGCGCGCGCGAACGCAACCCGCCGUUGGUACCACUCGUGAAACGACUGACGACUCCCCGUCGUGCAACGACUGGCGGCGGCCGCACCGCGAACGACGGCCACGGGAGGUGUGCGCGGCCGCUAGGUGGCAGCGCCGUUUACCGCGAGACCGCGGCGCCCCACCCCGCGGCCGCCCCGCGCCCGUGUGUGUCGUGUACCGCAAUUCAUCGAGAACAGCCGGAAACGGCCGAGCGCGACCGAGAGCGCCGCGAGCCGCUUCAAUAUCAAGUGCACGACCCUCCGGCCCUCCGGCCGCGUGUUCCUCGCUCACGGCUCGCGGCCGCGCGCACGCGCCCGUGGCUCCGCGCUCCUUUCACGAGGGAACGUCGCGUCGCGACGCCGCGCGGUGGGCUCAAAUCAAAUUUCGUCUCUCGAAAGAGGCUACAAUUCUCUAAAUUCCACCCGAUUUCGAGGCCUUUCUUCUUUAAUGAAAGCUAAUGAAAUUCGGAACAACUUGGUCGAUUUAGAUUUUCUCUUCUUGCGUCCCUUCUUCAAUAAAUUGGACAUAAAGAAGUUCAAUUUAGAAAGUUUUCAAUCAAGAGUAGCUCGUCUCGUAUUUCAUGUAAUUUAACAGGUAUCGAUAUUGAACUUAAAUAUUCGAGCCUCGACCAGGUUUAAAAAAAUCUUACAAGCUAACGUAAUUACUAAAUCUCACCUUUACUUACCAAACGAAAUUAAUUGUAAUAGUAUCCGUUUUUAGUAAAUAAUAACUGAAUUAAGCAAAACUAAGUUAUUAUAACGUUAUUUUUAUUUUUAACAUUUGUUUUUUGUUUUAGUUUAAUUUUUUAUUAAAUAUUUUUAUUAAUUGCAAUAAUAAGCUUUGAGUUUCCUCAUCCAUUGGACUUGGAGAAUGCUUCCACUCAGCACGAAGACUACUUAUAGAAGGAUCUGAAGAGAUCUACAAGUUAUUUACAAUAUCUUCAUUUGAAUCUGUUGCGUUUUCGAGUGUUAAAUUCCCUAAAAUGUUUCAAAUCUCAAUUACGCGCCUCUUGAGCCUCCUCGGAUAAGAUUAAUACUUACCUGUGGUUAAAUUAUACGAGAUAUGAGAUGCGCUAUCUACUCUUUGAUUGCAAACUUUCUAAAUUUAACUUCAAGUCUAAUUUAUUAAAUAAGGGAAACAAGAAUAAAAAUUUCAGCUUGCAUUUAAAAGAGAAAGCAUCGAAAUCGGCUCAAAUUUGGAGGCCCUUUUUGAAACACGAAAUUUCAUUUCAGCCCACUGUGUGCCGGCGAAUUUACGGCGCAUUCAAUUCUUCAACCGAGGGACUGUUGAGGAGGAGGUUUAGACCCGCUGUUUCCAACGUCCAUUAGCUUCUUGGAACAGCCAAUGGGAAUCGACUGUUGAUCGGAAUGGCCAAUAAAAAUUGAAAGUUAACGGACGUUGGAAAUAGUCGUUUCGCAAAGUCGCGUCUCCAGAAAGCACAGAGGAAUUUGCGGCAAUUCCCGAGGAAUUUUAAAAAAGCGAACGCUUUCCGAGAGUUUAUAACGAUCAGUGCUGGCU
Messenger RNA from Vollenhovia emeryi, 2152 nucleotides. RefSeq lists its product as uncharacterized. Bases 1 to 1092 code for a protein of 363 amino acids. The record is from RefSeq and is a predicted model, not a curated record. The transcript has 3 exons. Lineage: Eukaryota; Metazoa; Arthropoda; Insecta; Hymenoptera; Formicidae.